AUGCUCACGAACUGUCAAAUUAACAAUUUCAAACUAACCCGUCAAAUCGGGUCGGGUGCUUAUGGGCUUGUAUUCCAUGCAAUAGAUUUAAUUACUGAAAACGAAUAUGCUAUCAAAGCUGUGGUAAAGGAUGGAGCAUCGCGCGAGAUAAAGCAGGCCACAAUGUUACAAACCCAGUUGUACUACUACUUCAAAUCGUUCCAAAAUCGCUUGUAUUUACCUGCAAUCGCAUUGGACUCGAUAAGCACAUUAAGCGAAGAACAGCUGCAACGCGCACCUCAUUACCGCGAGAUUGCCUUGCAUUUGCAAGUACACGCUCAUCCCAACGUGGUAACGGUGCACCAGGUCUUAGAGUCGCCUUUGGCCACGUUUCUAGUACUAGAUUACUGCGAGCGCGAUCUCUUCACAAGUAUUGUGGACCACCAACAUUUUGCCAACGAUGGUGCACUUGUCAAGCAAGUAUUUUUGCAGCUCUGUUCGGUGUUGCAGCACUGCCAUGCCCGUGGCGUAUAUCACUGCGACAUCAAGCCAGAAAACAUUCUUCUAGACGCACAUGAUAACAUGUACCUGUGCGAUUUUGGACUCAGUACAACUGCUAAACAGCUACCUGCUAACGUAUCGCUUGGGUCUAGUUACUACAUGGCUCCAGAGCGUUUGUCUUGCCCGUCGUCUUUGCAACUCGAUGGUAACGCUCCUGGCACGAUUCUAUUUCCAACAUGGGCCGGUGAUGUAUGGUCUCUGGGGAUUAUUUUGAUAAACCUAACGUGUAUCCGUAACCCGUGGCUAAAAGCACAUCAGCUCGAAGAUAACACUUUCAGCUAUUUCGUACGCGACCCCAAGGUACUACACAAGAUUCUGCCAAUUUCAGAUCAGCUGUUUGAUAUUCUGAAAGAUAUACUGCAACUCAAUCCCAUCGCGAGGGCAACUCUGCCGAACAUCAUGGAUCGUGUCUCUCUCUGUACAUCUUUCACCACAUCGGGUCCAUUGAGCCACGUCGUCCCGCUUAGUGAUCCCGAAAUCCACACCUAUCUUACCAACCAUAGAGGACUUACCAUUCAACAAAUGUUGCACAAUUACCACUCCGACGAGGAACUCAGCCGCUCCGACAACGACACCGAGCCCACAAGCGAAGAAGACUGCUCCUAUCACCAACGCUUUGGGACUGCAAGAGCUAAUGAUAGCAAACGUCUUGGAGAACAGCAAAGCCAUCCAAGCUCCAACGACUACGAUCAGCACAACACAUUCACCUCCAAGUCCCCUAAUACAAGCUUGUCUACCGACCUACCCACCGACUUUGGAUUGAACGUGUUGACCAAAAACAUGUCUGUUGUCACUAACUAUUCGACUCACAGCCGUUGGCUGCCGCAAUACUAA
Messenger RNA from Lachancea sp. 'fantastica', 1374 nucleotides. Lineage: Eukaryota; Fungi; Ascomycota; Saccharomycetes; Saccharomycetales; Saccharomycetaceae. The record is from the annotation of a GenBank genome assembly.